Messenger RNA from Brassicogethes aeneus, 2648 nucleotides. The record is from the annotation of a GenBank genome assembly. Lineage: Eukaryota; Metazoa; Arthropoda; Insecta; Coleoptera; Nitidulidae.
CAAAUCUGUAACAAAGUAAAGUAGGGUUAGGAAAUUUAAAAAUUCGAAAAAUCUAAAAAAGACGAAGAAAAUGAAACGAUUACAAAAAGUGAUUACUAAGGAAGAUUACGAAAAAAUAACUUUAGCAAACAUUUCAAGUUUGGAAGAAUUAAUAGAAAAUUCCGUUGAAGAAUUGAAUUUACAAACAAAUUUACCUUAUGAAAGUCUCAAGGAUAUAGUAAUUAAAGCCUCAAAAAUAUUUGGACCUAAAAUCAUAUCAGCAUUUGAUGUACCGGAAUGGGAAAAACUCUCCACUGGCUCUCCAGAAAUAGACUUAAUAACAAACGGCGGGAUGUCGUUUGAGGGAAUAAACGAAAUUUCAGGAUGCAGUGGUGUAGGAAAAACACAAUUUUGCCUACAAUUAUCGAUAAUGUGCCAGUUGCCAGAGAUUUUGGGGGGGAAAUAUAGGGGGGUUGUGUACCUCAACACAGACAAAUUAUUUCCUUCCACAAGAUUUAGAGAGUUAACCACAAAUGUUAAAGAUAAAUACCCUCGACUAGACUUGGAUUUAGAAAGCAAUGUAUUUUUACAACAUAUAUCGAGUUAUGGACAACUUAAAAGGACUUUAUACACUUCACUGCCAAUAUUUCUGUCUUUAAAUGAUGUAGGAUUAUUAAUUAUUGAUUCUAUAGCAGGAAUAUUCCGCAGUGACAAUGAAGAUGUUGUUUAUUCACAAAGAAGCCAACAGUUUGUUAAAAUAGCUACUCAACUAAAUAAUUUAAGCACAAAAUUUAAUGUGUGUGUUGUAUGUGUAAACCAGGUGACUGAUAAUCCAAUUACAGAAGAAACGGUCCCCUGCUUGGGAUUAUCAUGGAGUAAUCUAGUGAAUUCUCGUUUUCACAUAACCAGGUUUCAAGAAUCGAGCAUAAGAAAAUUUGAAAACAUUUUCGGUCCGCAUCUACCAAAUUCAUCUUGCAAUUUUACAAUUAACUCGGAUGGUAUUUCAUAGUGUGUGAAGUUACCUUAAGCGAGUCUCGCUGCGAGACACGGCAACGUCGGAUUUAUCUGUCAGUAGCUGUCAAAUGUCAAAAUAACCUUUAAAUUUGAUGAAGUUCCAAAUUUUCGCAUACUUUAAAAAUAAUAACGCGCAAAAAUGAACGGCGUAAUAUUAGCAGGGUUGGGUCUUGCAGCAAUAGGAUUUGCUGGUCGAUAUGCAGUAAGGCAAAUGCCCAACGUAACAAAAACAAUGAACGAGGCAAUGAAAAAUUUACCGAAAUUCGAUGCUGAAUCGAUGGCCAAUUCUAAAUAUUACAAGGGCGGUUUUGAUGCCAAAAUGAAUAGGAGGGAAGCAUCUUUAAUUUUAGGUAUUUCUCCAACAGCUAACAAGGCCAAAGUAAAGGACGCUUUUAAGAAGGUCAUGGCUGUAAAUCAUCCUGAUAGAGGUGGUUCCCCAUAUUUGGCAUCAAAAAUAAACGAGGCAAAGGAUUACAUGGAAAAACACUUAAGAUAAAUUUGUAAUAAUAUAUUAAAUAACAAAUUGUAUAUAGUAGUAUAAUUGUAUUAAAAAGAGCAAAUUUUAAACACUUAUGACUAGAUUUUGUUCAAACUUGUUUUAUUUUUGGUAUUUCAAUCUUAGUUUAUCUAUUUUGGAAUUUGAUAAGUUUCCAGACAUGGAAAAAACAUCCUGAAAUAAAACAGAAUUUUUUAACCCUUUGGAAAUUAAUUUUUACAAUAUUCAUAUAAAAAUUGUAGCCAAAGACUUACUUUCAUAAACUGAUGGCAGUCUAUCACAUGGUCAUGAUUUUUCAUGUUCCUAAAACAUGCAAUGAGAUCUCCGAGCUCAUUUGUUUCCAAAAUUUGUUGCUUGUGCAGUCUAAUCAAAGUGAUGGCCACUCUGAAAAGAAUCUUGGAACCCUCAUAAAACAAACAGUCCCAUAUCCUCAGUACUGUUUCGGUUGGCAACACCUCAGAAUAAAUGCAAACAAACCAUUUUGUUAUCCCCAUGGCCCAAGGCAUGCCAACUUUGUGAAUAUGUCUGCUUAUGGCAGGUUCCAUAACUCUGAUUAACUCAUCUAAGACGUCGAGAUCAGUGAGGAGCCCUGACAUUGUUAUUAUGUAGUAUUGUGGAAGUAUUUUAUCAAUUAAACAUUUUAGAAGCCAGAAUGAGCCUUCUUCAUCUUUGGUGGCUAGCAAUAAAAGGCCUGCAAUGUAAUUUAGGCCCUGGCAGUAACCUACAUCUGUAUUUUGGUGCGCAAAAGCUGCUAAUACAUUAUAUAAAUGACUUGGUAAAUACUCAUGAUUUGUAAAGAAUAUGUUAUCAGGAAAAGUUCUAGGCAAAUCUAUUUCAAUGCUCUCCAACACAUGCCUGUUUGUUAACUUUUUUUUUAAAUCAAAAUAACUCACUUUACUUUUGUUUUUAAGUUCUAAGGCCCCAGAAACAGACAUCCAACAUGAUAAUCGAUGAUCCACUGGAAUUCCUUUUCUGACAAAUCUUUUUAAAGUAUUCGACUUUUUAUAUUUGUUUCCUGUUAAUGUACUCCACCUUUGGGAGCGUCGAGUUAAUGUUCUUAUGUAUUGAGACAUGAAUUUGUCGUGCAUUUCAAAAUUGAAAUUUGAUGCCCUUUCAAACCCAUAUUCAUCAACAUUACUAAAAAAAUGUAUUCAUUUUA